CUGUAGACCUGUCUGCGAUGAGGACAGAGGCAGCCGGGGAGGGGUUUCUACCGACAUAACUACAACACAGAGCGGAUAACUAUCUGUAGAAUAAACUAAACCACGGGGGGGUGGGAGAGAGAGAGAGAUAUCUGUUCCCCCUUUUCACUGUGCCCCAGAUACUCUACUUUCUACAAAAAGCAAGAUAUGCGUCUGUGGCGCUGAGGGGUGGUGGUGAUGGGGGAGGUGGAGAAAGUGCAUGUUUAAUGGCAUUUUGGAAGUCUCCACGGCGCUCUCCGGGUAGAAGAGGAGACAUCACGGCGCGAGUUAGCUAACGUUAGCUCGCUAACAAGCUGGCUGACAUGGCUCUCUAACAGGCUGCCAAAGAGCUCUUCAUGGAUCACAGAGGACGGCAAAGAGAAACCACUGCAUCUGUGAGCACAGCCAAUAACUAGGGAAUCUGACCCACAAGCAUAUCACCGGACUGACGGCGGUGCAUGUGGCCUCUUAAGUGGUUCAUAGACAUCUGUUGGGCAGACCAAAGGCUGAUUGCUAUGCACUAUAAACGGAGAGACAUGAGCUGUGGGGAUGCCGGGAGGCGAGAGCUUCUUUCGUGUAGGACUAUCCUUCUGCUAAUAGGGCUUCUGGUGACCAUGGCCCAGGGCGCUGUGCCAGAACAGCACGAUACACCGGCGGAGAUGAUAUCUGUGGAACUAGAGGCUUCUAUGCAGUCCUCUGUGCUCGCUGAGCUCCAGGCUGCAGCAUCUUCGGUUGGUGAGGGAACGCCUCCAGCUAUCCCAGAUUCCUCUGCAAAGAACGGGGGAGUACACACCGGCAUCCCGGACUCCUCUGCUAUCGUAGGCCAGGUGUUUCAGUUGAAGGUUCCACCGGGACCAGCCAAUGCAACCUGCAAUGUCCAUCUUGCUGAAAUGGGAAAGGAGACUUUACCAUAUUGGCUGUACUGGGACAAAGAGAGCUGCGUUUUGAGAGGCUUGGCCCUGGAGCAGGAUAAAGGUGUGUAUCAUAUCUUGGUGUCUGGAGACGAGAUGACUGAGAAGACUGGCAGCCAAGUGUACCCGAGUACGGUCUUCUCUAUUGAAGUGUACCCAGAAGAACGAGCCGACACCGAGCCGACCCUGCUCACUCUACAGUCGGAUAGCAAUGGCGUCCAGCCCUUCACCUGCGGCUCCGAGGAGCUCGUCACCGUCCUCACCGUCAUCCUGGAUGCUGACUUGACAAAGAUGUUUGCUGAACAGAGGGUCAACUUACUGGGCAUCAUGAGAAAAUUCUCCCACGUGCCCCUGGAGCACAUGAGGGUGGUCCCUGUUGUGAACAACCGUUUGUUUGACAUGUCUGCUUUCAUGGCCGGACCAGGGAACGCCAAGAAGGUGGUGGAAAAUGGGGCGCUUCUGUCAUGGAAACUGGGGUGCGCCCUUGACCAGGGCAGUAUCCCCGACAUUGACAGUGUCCAAUCCUUUGCAAAGGAUGGGACCAUGUCGGCCAGGCUGGGAUACCCAGUGGUUGGCUGGCACAUCGUGAACAAGAAGCCCCAUGGAGUGAAACGGGUCAGACGGCAGUUGUACAACACUCCUACCCCAGUCCCCUCCUUGCUUCCUCCGACUUCUCACCCGGAGCCCCCUGUACGCAUUGUUCCCACGCCGACUUCGCCCUCUAUUGCCCUAGCAACAGAGAACUCUGCUCCCCCCGUCCGGGGUCCUUUGCCUCUUCCGGUGAAGCCCACUAUGAGGGUCAGAGAUCAGAUAGCCCACACACCUGUAUUUGGACUGCCCCAACCCACGAGGGUACUAGGAACCACAAGCACCAUCCCCAUUCAGCCCACCAUGACUCGGCCUACAAUUGUGGAGGCCACUGCUCUGCCGACGCCACCAAGCACCACCAAAAGACCCAAAACCUCUGCCACGAGGAAACCUAAGAAACCCAAAACCUCCACACCAGCUCCCCGAGAGCCCAAGUCCACCACACCUAAACCGCCCAAACGCACCACUCCUCUCACUUUGACUCCUGACCAAAAUAAAAACCCAGAAAUCCGCAACGCCGUUGAUCAGGUGAAUGCAUGGGUCGGAACAUACUUCGAGAUUAAGAUUCCUCCAGAUACCUUCUAUGACCGGGAGGAUGGUACCACCGAUAAGCUGCGUUUGACUUUGAAAAAGACCCCCAAAGAAGCAGUGAAUGAAACCUCCUGGAUCCAGUUCAACAGCACUAUCCAGCUUCUGUACGGCCUCCCAGAGGAGCAGCACGAGGGGAAACAUGAGUACUUCAUGUUGGCCACUGACAAAGGUGGGAAGAGCAUCAUAGACGCAUUUGAGGUUCAAGUCAACCGUUGGUCUACUAACGACAAACCAUCAGUUGUGUUUGCUGCUCGCUUCCACGGUGACCCCAAAACAUUAAGCAACGACGUCCACAAGAAGAUUCUUUUGACCAAAAAGUUAGCGUAUGCCCUCGGUGAUCGCAACAGCAGCACGGUGACCCUCAGAAGCAUCACGAGAGGCUCGAUUGUGGUGGAGUGGACCAACAACAGUCUCCAGCAAAGUUCUUGUCCGAAGGACCAAAUCACAGUUCUCAGCAACAGGAUCUCUGAUCCUCAAGGGACUCCCAAACUGGCCUUCACCAAAGCCAUGGAGCCUGAUUUCAAACCCAUCAACAUCUCCAUCCGUGGCACCAAUAAAUGUCAGAGCUACACGUUCAUCCCACCAGGAGAGGUGCCCAUGCCCGCUCUUCCCACGGCCACACCUUCACCCGGGACCGGUCGUAGGAGCAGCGACGACGUCUACCUGCACACCGUCAUCCCCGCCGUCGUGGUAGCCGCCCUGCUGCUCAUCGCCGGGAUCAUUGCCAUGGUCUGCUACCGCAAGAAGCGCAAGGGGAAGAUGACCAUAGAGGAGCAGGCCACGUUCAUCAAGAAAGGAGUCCCCAUAAUAUUCGCAGACGAGUUGGAUGAUUCCAAGUCGCCCCCGUCCUCCAGCAUCCCUCUUAUCCUUCAGGAGGAGAAGCCCCCACUUCCCCCUCCGGAGUACCCCAACAUGGCCGGUCCGCACAGUAACCUGCUGGACCAGGAUCUGCUGGAGGAGUACUCUAUUUAUCAAGAUGACGAUCCUAACGCACCACCUUACCAGCCCCCACCACCAUUUACUGUCCCCAUAGAGGGCAAGGGCUCUCGCCCCAAGAACAUGACCUCGUACCGGUCACCCCCUCCCUAUGUGCCUCCCUAACGCACACUGGAGCUUUUCACUUUGGAAAGCAGGUGCAAUGUAGGGAUGCUUGUUGAAAAACUACAGCAGGAGUAAUUUUACACAUGUUCAAUUAAAAGGCUUUGACUUUGUAGAGGAGCAGGCAACCAUACCCACAUAUUUGACCAUCAUGGAUAAGACACUAUCGUAGAAUUACUGCAAGUACUACUACUGCUGGCACAGGGCGAAUGGAUGGGGAACACUUUGUAUUUCUUUUUGUUGUCCUUCAGAUCUGCUUUUGACUUCUUGCAUAUUCCUUUUUUUUUGCCAAGAAGAGUCCAUUUUUAUCUUCAAUGAUGUACUAUUUCUAUUGUAUAGAAAAUAAUAAAGACUGAAGCCUGCAGGGUCCUUUUGAGCAGAUGUUCCCAUGACAACAGACUUGAGGCUCCCCCUCACAGUGUUAAUCUUUAUGAGUUCUAUAUCACUCUCAUCUGUCCUUCGGCUAGGUUUACUAAGAUUUUGCACCUGUUAUUUCUAGAGGGGAAUGAAAUACUGAAAGCAUGAAAUGCUUUCUUUAGUUUCUUUCUUGGACUCUGAUCUCUCCCGUUUCUCUCCUCUUGCUUCGCUCCCUCUCGACAAUAACAUGCAAACCUUGUUGCACUUAUGCAAUUUCUUGUUAAACCUUGCACUAUGUGUCUUUGCGCAGAACUGCACACAGUGAGUGGUAGUAGUCCAGUCCAAUAAGGAGGUGAGGUUUUCUUUUUUGUAUCCUUGAGCUCGCCACAUGACUGAGGUUCCUCUGGUUCCUGAUCACAAAGGACAUCCCACUGACCACGCCUGUUGUAGAUGUAGCCUAAUGAAGUUACAAAACAAAUACUGACUUUUAUUUCCUUUCUUUUUUGUUAAAUGUGUGUGCCACUAAACCUGCCUGUGAGAUGACUGGCUUUGCUGUUGGCAAGCCAUGUGGGGUUGCUACAACAGUAAUGAAGGGGCCAAUGGGAUGCUGUGGUUCACAGCAGGGUGAUGUAGUCCACUGUCUUAUGUUCAGUAGGUAUGAGUGGUGGGGGGGCCUACAGUACUUUAUUAUGGCUGCCCUGCCUCUCGGUGGUGCGCUGUUAUGUUUAGUGCGCUGUUGUCUGGUCACAUGAGGCAUGGGGACGAGGGGGAUGUACAUAAUUGUGUGCCUGUGAAAUUAAUCAACUCCAUUAUGUUAGUGUCAUAAGUAAACCUAGUCGGGGCGGAAGGGAGGGCGAGAGUGGGAAAUAAUUUUAUUUUUUAAUUGUAUGUCUAGAUUUAUGAUCACAAUCAUUGGGGGGGGGGGGGGGGGAAUGACUUUAGUUUGUGACGGUGCAAAAGAACGUUUACCUACCUAUCACGAAAAAAAUAAUGCAUCAUCUCAAUAUGGUUGGGAACAAAGAAACAUGUGAAUUAUGUACAUUUCAUAUCUGAUAUCACCAUAAGAAAAAAUGGUUAAAAAAUCUAAUGUUUUUACUGAGUUUUUGAUACAGUCUUAAACUUGUUUUAUGAAAAUAUAUUAAUAAAAU
Molecule: messenger RNA, 4711 nt
Organism: Anarrhichthys ocellatus (wolf-eel)
Lineage: Eukaryota; Metazoa; Chordata; Actinopteri; Perciformes; Anarhichadidae
Product: dystroglycan-like
Exons: 3
Coding region: 477-3209 (910 amino acids)
Biological process (GO): muscle attachment; axon guidance; morphogenesis of an epithelium
Cellular component (GO): dystrophin-associated glycoprotein complex; dystroglycan complex; sarcolemma
Molecular function (GO): calcium ion binding; laminin binding
Source: RefSeq, a predicted model, not a curated record